Molecule: messenger RNA, 3648 nt
Organism: Protopterus annectens (West African lungfish)
Lineage: Eukaryota; Metazoa; Chordata; Ceratodontiformes; Protopteridae
Product: galactoside alpha-(1,2)-fucosyltransferase 2-like
Exons: 4
Coding region: 1206-2270 (354 amino acids)
Biological process (GO): carbohydrate metabolic process
Cellular component (GO): membrane
Molecular function (GO): galactoside 2-alpha-L-fucosyltransferase activity
Source: RefSeq, a predicted model, not a curated record
UAUGUGAUGAUGUGCUUGUUGUCUGCUGAUGAACAUUAAACUUGAUUUAUUUAAAAACUUAAGGGAGGAAAUAUACACUGUAGGUAUCCUCUCCAGCUUAAGACAACCUCUGAAGAUACAUUUCCCCUAAAAGUAUGCCUAGUUGUAGUAGUCAGCAUAGAGCAUUAAGGCUAUGUGCUGCUAACAAGUGCUGUCCUAUAGUCCUGGGUUUGAUUUCUUCAGUCACCAUUUACCUAGUUUGUGAACUCUGAGGAAAACGCUUACCUAAUCAGUGACUCCAGGCUUCCCCUGAAAACCUCAACCCAAUUAAUAACAUCAGCUGUAAAUCCAGAUUUUUGUUUAUUUGUAUUUUCUAUCUUGCAGAUCGAGUGUGUUCUACAAAUCGUGCAUUCUUUCCCAUGCAGCUGAAUGACAAAACUACAUUUUUAAUCACACUUCAUUUUGUUCAUUAUUUAUUCAAAAUAGCUUAGGUGUCAUGAAGUCAUCCAGUUUCUUAUUUGGGUUCCACAGCUAUUUACUUCAAGAACACAGAAAAACUAAACAAGUUGUGAAAGAUUAAAAAAAAAAAGAUGGUUGUAGUUUUUACUUCUAUUCAUCAUGUCUGCCCAACCUUGCUGUUUAUGUGAUACACAACUGUUAUUUCUUCAUUAUGACCAUGUCGUCAUCCCUUCCCCCAGCCUGGCAUACCUAAUACUCCUCCCAUACUGUUUAGCAACCACCUUGGCCAGUUAGCAUACACAAUGAACGAGAGCUGAGCACACCUGUAAAAAGGUAACUGACUACACCCUGUCAAUGCAGGGGCGUUUCCAGGGAAGUGAAAGCUGAUAUCUCCAGCAGGCAGGGAAACUGGAUGUAAACUGUUAACCGUGCAGAAGGAAGAGCUUGUUAACAGAUCUGAGAGUGAUAGUUUCCUUGCCUGGGAUGUUAAUUUAAAUAAGAAGACAGAAUAAGAGAUGUGUAAAACAUUUACUGUACUCUCACUGAGAUGAUCUCAAGAUUAAGCAUAUGUUCUACCAAUCGAGGAUGGCUGCACAUGUUUUAUCGUGCUAGGAACAGUUAACCCGGAUCAAAUGAAGUUGAAGGCUAUGGUAAAAUGCAAGUUAUGUAAAAUGGAUCACAGUGAAGACUGACAACAGUGUUUCCAAUUAAAAAAAGGAUACAGAGGAACAGAGGGCUGCUUUUUCUGUAAGGCUAAACAACGAACCAUGAAAGUAGAAAAUUAUUGUAUAAAAAGGAAGAUUCCUGUAUUCUUCCUGAUUAUCUUUUCUGUUAUUGGAUCAUCUAUGUUCUUCAAUCUUUCAAUAAGAACUUACUUUAUUCAUGAAAGGAACCACAAUAUUGCAUAUACAGACUACAGAACCACUGUGAAUUCAGAAGACCUAAAAACUUUGUCAGUAAUUAAAGAUAUUAAAAAGGAUGAAGGUAUAUGGAUUGUAAACUCACAGGGGCGACUGGGUAACCAAAUGGGGGAAUAUGCAACUUUAUUAGCUCUAGCAAAAUUAAACAAACGUCGAGCUUAUAUACUGCCAGAGACAUUUGACUACUUGGCUCCUCUUUUCAGGAUAACAUUGCCAACAAUUAAAAGGGAAGUAGCCAACAGGAUUUCCUGGACUAACUACUGGCUUCAUGAUUGGAUGGCUCCAGAAUAUGCUGAUAUAAAAGGCAAAUAUGUCCAGUUCACAGGGUACCCCUGCUCAUGGACUUUUUUUCACAAUAUCAGAGAUGAGAUCAGACAGGAGUUUCGUAUGCAUGACCACUUAAAUGAAGAAGCUGACAGAUAUCUUCAGAAAAUUAAAGGGGAUCGUAAAAAUGCUACUUUUAUUGGUGUCCAUGUUCGGAGAGGGGACUAUGUCCAUGUUAUGCCCAACACCUGGAAAGGAGUGAUAGGUGACAAGGCAUACUUUGAGAAGGCCAUGGCUUACUUUCGAAAUAAAUACCAGGAGCCUGUUUUUGUUGUGGCUAGCAAUGGGAUGAGCUGGUGUAAAGAAAAUAUUGAUGCUUCCAAGGGUGAUGUGUACUUUUCGGGCGAUGGAAAUGAAGCUUCUCCUGGGAAUGACUUUGCCAUUCUUGUCCACUGCAAUCAUACCAUUUUAAGUGUUGGGACUUUUGGUUUCUGGGUUGCUUACUUGGCUGGUGGGGAAGCUAUCUACCUCAGUAAUUUCACCCUUCCUGAGUCUGAGUUUCGCAAGGUAUAUAAGGAAGAAGCUGCCAAUCUUCCUGAAUGGAUAGGCAUUAAAGCUGACCUUUCACCUCUUCUUAACCAUCACUGACCAUGAGUCAAAGGAAAAACAAUUCACACUUUGCUGUAGUGCAUAACAAAAACACACACACAACAUACCUCUAAACCUCUUGGUACAAGAACUCUGGACAAAGCUAAAAAUAACAGGCGAGACACAUUUUGAAUAUUGCUCUUAUAAACUUAGAAAGUUCAUCAAAUAACAUGUUUUGCUUUAGCAUCCAGUUUCUGAAGGGAAAAAAAGGUCUGAAUCCAUAUAUAUACCAUUAUUUAGUGACUGCAAUCCUGAAUGAUUUGUUAGAAAAACACAGAUUUUAUGAAGGCAGACUAAAAAUAUGACACAAACAUCUGGGCAUCUUGCAAAAUUCUGUAUAUUUGAGAGGUGUGACACACUGUUAAGGGUUACAUACACAUUUUAUAAAAUAGUUUAUUUAUUUUUUUCCUGUUAACUGAAAAAAGGCAUCAUCUUUUGUAUUUUGCCAUGGAAAAGUGCACUUGAAUUACCAAGCAAUAUAUGAAAGUGACAGUUACACGGGCAGGCCCAAUGGGUGAAUGUUUCACUGUUCUCAUAACCAUAGAGUAAACUGUUAUAUCAAUGAUUCUUUGUGAGAGGGGAAUAAAGAAUAUUGCAAGUUAACCUGCUGACAUGAUGUCAGUUAACACAACUUUGUUGCGAGGCAUGAAGUAAUUUGAAUUAUGAAUCCAUAAUUAUUUAUUGAAAUUUCUGGUCACAUACCCCCACUUGUGCCUUUGAAAGAUUACUGUGUUGAACCUGCUGAAAAGUUAUUCAUGUAAUGCCGUGGUUGAAUGUGUCAACUCUUCUUUACAAUUAUUUUAUCCAUAUAUAAUUUAGCACUACAAAUAGAGCCAGGGAUAUGCAAAGACUUUGAUAUUUACUGUACUUCUGCUGAAGACCUAAAAACACAAUAUAAGUAGUAUAUGUUACUAUGUCAAAUUCAGCAGUUUAUUACGUGCAUCCAUGUGUACAUGCACACAUGCAUGUACACACACACACACCAAAACAUUCUUGUUAAUGGAUUUUGGGAUUUAUUGCUAAAUUUAGCAUGAACUGCAUGUGGGGGUUAAACAUUUGGAGAAACUGGAUAUUAAAAGCUACACACCUCUGACAUUUUCCUAACCUUGAUAAUCACAACACUAUAUCUCAUCCAUACUUUAUAUUUAGUAUCCACUAUAAAAGGUAUCUUACAGCAGAGAUGGUAUUACUGCAGCAUGCUGAUUUCUAGCUGUCCAUAUCAAAUAUAAAAGUAAAUGUAGAGUAGAUUAAACAGUGCUAUGACUGUUGCAUUACAGUAUAGGUUCAUAGGUAGGUACUAGGCUAUUGGCCCUAGGGCCUAUAUAAGCCUAGCCAAAAAGGUACCCUGGCUUUUGCCACCCAAGAAAAUUAUUUUCCU